Cannabis sativa is the source of this 1787-nucleotide messenger RNA. RefSeq names its product transcription factor MYB122. NCBI's taxonomy places the organism in Eukaryota, Viridiplantae, Streptophyta, Magnoliopsida, Rosales, Cannabaceae. The record is from RefSeq and is a predicted model, not a curated record. The transcript is spliced from 3 exons. Bases 286 to 1632 code for a protein of 448 amino acids.
GCAAAACCAUAAUAUUAUAUUUUAAGGUCCCUCACAUUCCAACUCAUGUGGACCAUUAUUAUUAUUAUUAUAAUAAAUAUUUCUAUUUUAAAAAAAAUAUAUUUUUCUCUGUCCUCAGCUUUUUUUUUUUUUAGCUUUAUCCUUCACUUACUUCGUUCAAAGCCAAAAACGUCAUAUGUAUACGAUCCUCUUAGGACUGUACGGCAAACCGGCCAAUACUAGACCCUUCCGGUGACCCCAGUAAACCAAAAAAAGGAGACAACUUUUUUGGUUCCAAUACUCGACAUGGGAAGGACACCCUGCUGCAACGUCCAAGGUUUGAAGAAAGGCGCGUGGACCACCGAAGAGGACCAAAAACUCUCUGCUUACAUUACCCAACACGGCGAGGGAGGCUGGCGAUCCUUGCCUGAGAAAGCUGGUCUUUCGAGGUGUGGAAAGAGCUGCAGAUUGAGAUGGACUAAUUAUCUGAGGCCUGGCAUUAAGAGGGGAGAGUUCACUAAUGAGGAAGAAGAGACUAUUAUGAGACUUCAUGCUGUUUUAGGCAACAAAUGGUCAGCCAUAGCGAAACAGUUACCAAUGCGAACAGACAACGAAAUCAAGAACCAUUGGAAUACGAGACUGAAGAGAAUCGUAGCUGAAAAGGGCAAGGAUAAUUUAAUCACUAGAGCCGAUAUUGAAAAUCUUGUAGCUAAAAAUGGUAUUGGUAACAAUGCUGAAACAGAGAAAAGUCCUACGAAGAAUCUCAACGUCGUUGAGUUUAAAGGGUCAACUUUUAAGCUACUUAAUGAUGUUGCUUCUAAGCUCAAAGCAUCUGGUUCCAUCGUCUCAUUAAUUAACCAACAAGUUGUGAAGUGUAACUCAACAGAGGCCAACUCUGUCUCAAGUCCUACUAAUACUACUACAACCACUAGCACCACCGCCAAUACUCCAGCUAAUUUACUCAACAGGGUCGCCACAACUCUCAACUCACCAAAAUCAAAUUCUCUUGGUGCCAUUAAAGCAAUCUUUUCCAGAACAUUAGAAGGCAGUACAGUUAGUGGUAGUAGUGACAUCAGUUUUUCUGAGGUCGGUAUGGGGAUUGAAGAUACUAGUGAUGAGAGAAGUAGUCCUGAAUCUGAAAAUGCAGUUCAUGUUUCAAUUCCGUUCUCCUCCUCAACCAGGUUACUCAACAAAAUGGCUUCUAAAUUUGCUCUAAUGAAUCAUGUUCAGACAGUGGCUGGUGGCAGCACCCAUAUGUCUAAGCCUCUGGUUUUGGAACCAAAUCAUCUGGAUGAUUGGAGCCAAGAAAUCUCCCAUUUGGGUGGAAUUUCCGGUACUUGUAAAGACGAAACUAGUAACCAAUUUGACAUGGUCUUCGAACCUGAUCAUCAAGAUCAUGAAUUUUUGUUGGAAGUAGGUUGUGAGGAUCAGAAUGACAAAGGCAAAGUUUGUAAUGAGGAUAAUGAGUUGAUUAGAAGUCUGUCAAGGGAGACUGAUUCUAAUGAACAAGUUUUGGUAUUCACUAGUAAUAGUAGCUCUUCAUAUGAAGGUUCUAGUCAUAUCGAAGUGGUAGUAAGUGACUUGGAGGCUGCAGAUAAUUGGGAGGACUGUGUUAACUUUGAUGAAUUCUUUGAUGCUGCAACUCUUGAGUAAUUUCUUGAGUUUCUACUUUCCUGAGAACUUUUCUUUUCUUCUUUUCUUUUUCUAACCUUACGUCUGUAUAUUAUAUCAAAUAUAAUAAUCCAAUAUGUAUGAGACACGAAUCAUACUUCUUUGAAUGAAGAUCGCGUAUAACAGUUCCUGUCCCA